AUGGCAUAUGUAUUGUCGCUUCGGCCUCAGAGCCCACUCAAGCGUUCCUUCAGCGACAACCCAUACCUGAAUUCCUGCUCUCCUCAAAAAGACACGUUGCUUGCACCGCUGAGCGACAUCGCCGCUCGCAAUGGCUCCGCGUGCUCAUUGUAUUCCCUUGGUGCCACUAGAGCCGACUGGUCUCCAAGUAACGAGAACACACCACCCCUCACCUCUCAGUCGCUGCUGGAUCUUGUGCCUGAAAAACCCGGCUUCCCUUUCAACACCAGACAUGUUGUCGAAGAGCCACGCAAGCGGAACUGUGGGCCUGAUCGACCACCCCCGUCAUUCUCACGACUGACUGCCCUUCCGAAGCCAAUCCCAAGAGGGUACCAUGAGUCGCAGCAGGUGGUGGGGUCGUCUUCUGACGACCAAGACUCAGCUGAAGACAUGGACAUUGAUGAUAACAACUUUGAUGAUACACGCCUGUUCAACCUCUACGAAGCCAUCCAUGUACCAUUACCAGAAGGCCGCUGUACCGACGACGAUGGAAAUGAGCCACGCGAAGAGUACGAACAAGAAUCUGUUGCGAUUACUGUUUCCUCGCAACCCUUCCGGCGGUGGAUGAGUACCCUAAAACGUCGGCAUGCUCAGCGAUGGAAAGAAAACUUCUCAGACUUACCGCGGCUAUCUUUUGACCCUACAGACGGCUCAUCUGUCCUUUCGCGACCGCUAGGGAGACUUUCUGAGUCGGCACGUCGAACGUCAGAGUCUAUGACAUCUUCAAUGGGUUACGUGACGGCAAUGAAGUCGGCUUCGAUGACCACUGCUAGCAAGAGCAUCGCGCCUCGCUCGGAGGUGGGCAAGGUUCGCUUGGGCAACAGAAGCGGCAACUACUCUGAAGCACGUAGAUCACUUGAAAGCUAUCGCGGCGCAUUGGGACCUGUGCUUGAUGAGAACGCAUGGCUUCGAUCAUUGCAGCGUCGCAAGGUUGUUGAAGAAUUGAUAUCAUCGGAAGAAAGCUACAUCGCGGACCUCAAGGUUUUGAUCAACGACUAUUUCAUGAUCCUUACUGCCCUUCCUACUCUAUCGGGUCAGACGCGAUCAUCCAUACAACAGAACAUUUCUCAGAUCUUACAGCUCCACGAAGACUUGCUCGCCGAACUCCACCAUGUUGUACCUCAGGCAGAUUUCACAAAAAGCGCUUAUCAAGAGAUGUAUCCCGUGACGAAAGCCAAACACAUACGUUUUCAUAGCGCAGACAUCGUCCCAGGGCGCUUUGCCGAGCACAAAACGGCCAGAAGGCUCAGGCAUUCCUUAGAGAUUGGGCGGUCACCAGAUCGCAGGCCCCGAGGCCUAGUGACCGACACGCAGACGGCAGGGAACAUCGCCAAGGUCUUCAAUAAACAUAUGAAACGCUUCUUCACAUACGAGGAAUAUGGUGCGCAUUGGACGACAAUGUCUCAAGACCUUACCACCAUGUGCAAAGGACUACACGGCUGGCAAGAGUACGAGCGAGGUGUCGAAGCGCUGCAGAAGGUGGUUGCAUCAGAGAAUAAUCGAGAAGCGGGUAGCAAGAAGGCGCUCAGUUUUCCCGAUCUCUUGAUCAAGCCGAUCCAGCGAGUCUGUAAGUACCCUUUACUAUUCGAUGACUUAUGCCGCCACACGCCCGUGUACGACGACCCUGAAGCGCACGCCGAACUUGAGAAAGCUCUCUUCCGUCUACAAGAGACUAUUCGCGAAGUCGACAAAGCCAAAGACGACCCUCAGACCCGGCGCCUCAUUGAAAUCACCUGGCAGCUACAAGACCGAUUAGCUUUCUCGGACUACAAGAUAUCUCGAGCUCUCGUCUUCCGCCUUCUUGGACAUGUUCUCCUUUGUGGCGCUCUGCAUGUCACCUAUCAGACACCUGAUCGUAUCAAAGGCUCAUACCUGGUAUGCGUCCUGUACAAAUCUUGUCUGGUACUUGCAACGGCAAGUCGGUUCCAUACACCUUACACCGUCGUCGCUUCCAUUGGACUCGCCAAUGCCAGCAUCGAGGAGUCUGAUAAUGGCCGGGGCAUCCAGUGCCACACCGCUCCACAUACAUGGAAAUUCGUCUUCGAACACGGCCACCGCCUGCACGAACUCAUCUUCAGCGCCUGCAGCUCCCAGGAAGAAGAAGUGUGGAAGAAGCAGCUACGCGAGCGUAUUGUCUACGAGACACACGAUUUCGUCGAAGGCCAAUCUAAUAUGCAAGACAUGUACACCUCCCUGUCGCUAGGACUCAAGUCUCUCGGCCCUGUUUUCGGCCACGCAAACACUCUCGUGCGACGCAUGUCCGUCCACCGAGCAGCGACUCUAGGCGCAAAAACAAACAUGAGUCAAGUCAUCAUCAAAAACACCCAGGCGCAGAAGUUACCAGACACACCUCCUACUUUCUCACCCAGCGUAGUAACACGAUCGCAAUCUCACCUCUCCUCAAACCACAUCCCCACAUUAGCUCCCCGCCGAGCCGAGCGCAUCCGUCUAGAAGGGGCACUAGAAGAUGUAUGGACGAAAGACAUGCUGCCCUUCCCUGGCAUGUCGAACAGGCGGAUGGAAACCCAGAUUCGCGCUUCGGCCAACUCCGUCAUGCGCAAACUGAGUAUGGCAAGCAUCGCGAGCAAUUUCUCGCGGAGAUCUCCCAGCCUAUCUAACACAAGUAACACACGCUCUGAAGAUUCCUUUGGCAGUCGCAUGCACAAGAUGUCGAAUGGGAAUCUGCGCGCGCAAUCUGUGGCGACGGACAGACGGCCUGCUGUUGUACUGCCGCCUGUGGUGAAUUUCCACAGCGCACCUGCGGCGUUUUUGCCUGAGGAUUUUGAGGUCAGGGAUUCGAGGCCGGGGAGUAGACGGAGGAGACUUGCUAAUCAUGCUAUUGGCGUCGAACGGCCGGCGACGACUGAUAAAAUGGCGCUGAAUAAGCCGAAGAAAGUUAGGAGGCUGUCGACGAAUCUGAUCAGUCUUCCACGAUCAGAGUCUAGUGCGAGGGCGGCCGAGAGAAAGGCGAGCAAGGACUCGACUGCAACGACGCUGAGGGGUGCUGUGCUACCCAAUGAAGUGGACGUCACGAAGCAUAUGGAGAACAGGAGGCAGAAGAGACAAUGCGAGUACAACAAGACUGAUUCGAGACCGGCUUCUGCAGGUGUGGCGAGUGUGGCUUCGAACAAGUUCACGAAGAGCAAGAGUAGGAUUUUUAAUUUCUUUAGAUAG
Alternaria burnsii is the source of this 3213-nucleotide messenger RNA. Its product is annotated as rho guanyl nucleotide exchange factor. The record is from RefSeq and is a predicted model, not a curated record. Gene Ontology annotation, cellular component: cytoplasm. Lineage: Eukaryota; Fungi; Ascomycota; Dothideomycetes; Pleosporales; Pleosporaceae. Bases 1 to 3213 code for a protein of 1070 amino acids. Gene Ontology annotation, biological process: regulation of GTPase activity. Gene Ontology annotation, molecular function: guanyl-nucleotide exchange factor activity. The transcript has 3 exons.